CGAUACCCUGUGAUGUACCGCCUAUCCAACCGGGCGUCACUAUUGCCAUGCGCCAUGUGGAAUACGCCGGUGAACCGGAAGCACUAUGCAGCUCGGGGUGAAAUCCUCUUUUCAAGCCGCCUGGGAUCUUGAACUCUCGCGGAAACAGGUAUGCCCAGCCAAGCCACAGACACGGUACCGGCCACGGAACGGGAGAUGCAACAGACUCAAGUGGAAACCGGCUCUGGCACAGAAUCAGACAGCGAUGAUUCCAUACCGGAACUGGAGGAACCGGACUCGACACAAACACGGACGCAGCAAGCGCAGCUUGCAGCAGCUGCAGAGAUUGAUGAGGAACCCGUUAGCAAAGCCAAGCAAAGCCGAAGUGAAAAGAAGGCGCGUAAGGCAAUGUCCAAACUGGGUCUGCGACAGGUGACGGGAAUAACCAGGGUGACGAUCCGGAAAUCAAAGAACAUCCUCUUUGUUAUCACUAAGCCAGAUGUUUACAAGAGUCCCGCGUCAGACACCUAUAUCGUUUUUGGGGAAGCCAAGAUCGAGGACCUUUCACAGCAGGCCCAGCUGGCUGCAGCGGAGAAGUUCAAGGUCCAAGGCGAAGCGGCCUCAAGUACCCAGGAGAAAACGCAGACACCCACCGUGCAGGAGGAGAGCGAGGAGGAGGAGGUUGAUGAGACUGGGGUGGAAGUGAAGGACAUUGAGCUGGUGAUGUCUCAAGCUAAUGUGUCUCGGGCAAAGGCUGUACGCGCCCUUAAAAACAACAACAAUGACAUUGUCAAUGCCAUCAUGGAGCUGACUAUGUAGACGCAUCAACUUGAGUCAUGGUGUUUCAAGAACUUGAUGAAUCUACACCACGUUUUUGUAUUAUUUAUAACCUUGUGACUUCUGACCUCCCCAUCUGGGUUUCUCUUAUGGCAAUUGCUCUGAUUUUGUUUUUCACAAAAAAAAAAAAACAAAAAAAAACACUGCUCACAUUAGUGUCCUUGGCUUAAAGUGAAAAUGCACUCUGCAGUCACAUCUGAAAUCAACACAUCCAAGAAGAAUGUUCAUGCCCCUAUUUUCUUUAGCCUUUUUUCCUAUUAAUUGUGCUGUUGUAUUUUAUAAUAGUCAUGUCCAGUGUGCAUUGACAGAAUAAACACUGAAUGUGUAACAGUUGUGAAUUUUAAGAUCAAAUUUGAUUUUGAAUCUGAGUGUGGCAGUCCCACCUGCUAGAUCCGGAGUGAUUAUUUUCAUCUUGUUCUAGUAUGAGGCACUGUGUUGCUUUAUGGGUUAGGACUCUGUGUCUGUGAUUGGAAGCUUGCUGGUUCAAAUCCCAGGGAUAGCAGAGUGACUUCACUAUGGGGCUCUUAUGUAAGGCCCUUAACCCUGAUUGCUCCAGGGACUGGCUGACCUUGCUUUCUCAGUUUUAUGUCUCUUGGGAUACAUGUUAGCUAAGUGUAAUGUAAACAACUGAAAUUCAGUCAUUUACAAUAAGUCAGAUUGUGGGUAGAGUGAUGUAAUCCUCGUAAUUUAUUACCAACAUAUUUUUAACAUGGAAAUUAUUUCCUUAAUAGUUAUUGCAGUACCAACAUACUGGUGCUGGUCAAGUUCCUCAUUUUCUAGCAAGAUAUGAACAAUGAAGGAACAAACAGAUUGUAAUUGUCAAAAGGCAAAUAUCUAAAAGGAAAUCCCUUAAGUAAGAAUUUUAUACAGUCCCCUGUUGUAACACAUGAACAGUUACCAUCUGUACAGAAAAACUAGCUUAGCAGAUCUGGUUUUGCGGUCGUUGAUGCUUUAACACACACCUAACAGAUUUUUAAAGGUCUGUUUUUGUUUUGGUAAAUAUUUAGUUUCCAAUAAAGCAUUUGAUUUUCCAUGGCACAAAA
This is a messenger RNA of Paramormyrops kingsleyae, 1859 nucleotides long. Its product is annotated as nascent polypeptide associated complex subunit alpha. NCBI's taxonomy places the organism in Eukaryota, Metazoa, Chordata, Actinopteri, Osteoglossiformes, Mormyridae. The record is from RefSeq and is a predicted model, not a curated record. Gene Ontology annotation, cellular component: nascent polypeptide-associated complex.